Rubroshorea leprosula is the source of this 1513-nucleotide messenger RNA. Lineage: Eukaryota; Viridiplantae; Streptophyta; Magnoliopsida; Malvales; Dipterocarpaceae. The record is from the annotation of a GenBank genome assembly.
UUCAUUGGCCGGCAAAAUAGUUUAAUCUUCUAGAACCGUUGUGUGUGUAUGUCCUAAGAAAUGGAGACUUCCGAGUUAGCUGAGUUAGUCCCGGGUUUACCUCCGGAACUCGGUCUCGAGUGCCUGAUUCGUUUACCUUACACCGGCGUUCGCACCGGCGUUCACCGAGUGGCUUCCGGUGUUAGCCGGCGAUGGCGGGAUUUACUUCAAAGUCAGGAUUUUUAUUAUCACAGGAAGAGGUAUGGGUAUACUCAUAAAGUUGCUUGCUUGGUUCAAGCUUUUACUGCUGCUGCUGCUGGAGUCGUUGAUGGGCAAAAACCAGGUGACUUACUGUUUUAUGUGGUUACUGUGUUUGAUUCUGUGAGUCAGUCGUGGGAGCGACUUGACCCGGUACCCGGUCACCCAAAUGGGUUGCCUUUGUUCUGUCAAUUGGCGAGCUGUGAAGGGAAAUUGGUGGUCAUGGGUGGAUGGGAUCCGGUGAGUUACGCCCUGAUUAGGGAUGUUUUCGUCUAUGAUUUUACGACGCAGCGGUGGAGACAGGGGAAGGAGAUGCCGUCAAAGCGGUCGUUUUUCGCAGCCGGGGCUUGUUCGGGUCGAGUCUAUGUGGCAGGCGGGCACGAUGAGAACAAGAACGCGUUGAGAACCGGAUGGGUUUAUGAUCUGAGAGUGGACGAGUGGACGGAGUUGCCUCCGAUGAGUCAAGAGCGUGAUGAAUGUGAAGGGGUGGUAAUCGGAGAUGAGUUUUGGGUGGUGAGCGGGUACGGUACGGACAAUCAAGGAGACUUUGAAGGAAGCGCCGAUGUGUAUGGAUUCGGGUCGGGCCAAUGGAGGCGAGUCGAGGGGGUUUGGGAGAGGGGUCAAUGCCCGAGAUCAUGUGUCGGAACGGGGAAAGAUGGGGAAUUGAUGACAUGGGCUAACUUGGAUCCUGCAAUCCGGGUGGCAGCUUGUGGGGUUAUGUUAGGGGGUGAGGUCCUGGUUACAGGGUCAGGGUACCGAGGUGCACCACAUGGGUUCUUCAUGCUGGAAAUCAAGGAUGGGAAAACAGGGAAGUUGGGAAGAAUCAGUGUGCCUGAUGAGUUUUCUGGGUUUAUUCGAUCAGGCUGCUGUGUGGAGAUCUGAUCUGAUUCUGUGUUAAAACCAAACAGGAUGUGUCAAUGAGAGGUACCUUUUUAUGGGCUUCUCUCCAUAUUAUGAGUAUAUAUAGUAUAUAAUAUGAGAAGACAUCAAACCCCUGUUAAACCUAUGUGUACUCUAGGAAGAACGGGGAUCUGCUUCUGUAUAAUAUGAGAUGGUGUGAAAUUUUGAUGUAUUUGUAGAAGAGAAUUCUGUUUUAUACUCUGCACUGAUUCGAACCGUAAAAUACUUUUUACUUUGUAGAAUGUAUAAUUGGGAUUUAAGAGUUUAAUCUAUUCUCCAGAUGGGAUGAGAUCCUUGUGCUGUGCUGUGCUGUCGAAGUUUCUAAUUGGCAUUCAUUCUGCAUUUUGUUGGCAAUUUAUAAAAUAGGAGGUAAACU